AUGGGAAGUAAUACGAGUAAAACUAGCCCCGAGCCAGCUGCUCCUUCACAAAAAAACGAUUCAGACAAGGACAAUCCAGAUCCUCGCUCUCCUACGCCUGAAAUAACUCGGACUCCUUUACAGGGCAAAAAUGGCGGGAAGCACAAUAUAACAAAAAAUGUUGACUUACGAAAAACUUUUGAAAGUGGCAAAACAGAUGAGAAACUUAUCCACAAUAACCCUAUUCUAUCAGCUGUUAUUAAAAACCACCUACAAUCCUACGAUCCUCGUUCACCAUCUCAGGACUUUGAAAGAACACCAAUUAUAAUAGCUUCUAAAACUGACAAUGAUCCUGAUAAAAAGUUAUUAAAACUCCAAAGUGAAAACUAUGGCAGUCCAUGUCUCAGCAAUGAAACUAUUAAACUUGAUGAAACUUCUUUUGACACUAAUGAGAUUAGUCCCGAUUUAGUUGUGCCUAAGAAUUUAUGUAAUGGCUUUUAUGACUUAACAUUAAAUGACACUUUGAAAGAAGAUGAGGAACCUUUAGGUUCUUCAACUACAUCAAAUGAAAAUAUUGAAAGUAAUAUGUCUAAAGAACACAAUGAAGGAACAAAAUUAUUGGAAACCAAUUUUGAAUUUGUUGAAGAAGAGAGCAACAGUAUUGAAGAAAGACAAUGUGGAGAAACUCAUGAUGUUAAAAAUGUGGAUGUUGAUCUGAAACAUGUCCCCCUAUUUAAAAUUCUUAAUGAGGAUCCAAGAUCUCCCUCCACAGGCAUUGAAAGGACACCAAUUGUAGUAUCUAAAAUUGAUGUCAACACUAGUGAGGAAAAUGUUGAAAAUAUGUCAGAUGAUUCAUUAAUUAAAGCACUACAGAAUAAUGGACAAGACAUCAGUCCUGAAAACAUUCCAGUUUAUGAAGAUGAAUCUAAAGCACAUAUUGAUACACCAAAGAAAGUUAAAGCAACUAGUGACAGUGGCUCCAGAACACCACUGUCUUGCAUGAAAAAUAGGUCAGAUGCUAGCCACACUAGAUCAAAAUCAACUAACAUGCUUUAUGACCCUAAAAAGGAAAAGGUUCAGAAGAGAGUAUCACACAUUCCAAGGUUGAAAUCUUUGUCGAAGCAACCAAAAUAUAUUGCUAAUAGGAGCACUGUGUCUUUAAAAAACCUUUCUAAAGCUGGUAUCAGUGGUGAUUGCGAAAACACUCCACCUCAUUCACAUCGUGACAUAUGGGAUAAGGAAAGCAGCAUUGUCCUGUGA
Messenger RNA from Danaus chrysippus (African queen), 1239 nucleotides. The record is from the annotation of a GenBank genome assembly. NCBI's taxonomy places the organism in Eukaryota, Metazoa, Arthropoda, Insecta, Lepidoptera, Nymphalidae.